AUGCUGAGCUGGGGGAACGUCCUACCACAGCAGGCCAGGAGCAUCCCCCCCCAGCCCAGCGGGGCUCCGACGGGGGUCCCGGAGCCAAAUGGAGACGGGAAAGAGGGUACGGUUCACGUCGUGUCGCGCAGGGCAUCGCUGACACUCCUCAAACCCCCAGGCGCCGGCUCGACGCGGUCCGCCCAGGACAUCCUGGCCCUCAACGCGGCGGCAAUCAUCGCCAAUAUUAAACUCCAGAGACAGCUGAAGAACCCUGAAGAUGGCCGCCCGGCGAAGGAUGCAGCCGCCUCCUCUUCCCUCCAAGGAAAUGAAGACGGAGUCGUUGGGAAAGUGGAGAAAUCAAACCCCGGUCAGAAGCUGGUUGGACGCCCGUCCCCUGAUCCCCAGCAGCCCGACCAGAGCCCCUCACUGAAGGAGGCCCUGGAGCGCUCGCGGCCCGGGUUCAUCGCCCGCUCCCAGGACCGGGUCGAGACCCUGCGGCGCCGGACGCAGGAGAGGCGGAGGAGGCCGGCGGCCCGCCCCCCAGCGGGGGCCCCGCGGGGGGGGGGCCCAUCGGGGCCGACCAGGAGCCGGCCGCCCCCCCUGGACGCCUCACUGAGCGAUAACCUCUCCAGACGGAGAGACGGAGCCGUAACAGUGAGGGAGGAGGAGCCUAGGAGCCUGCACAGCCCCCCCUCCGGGCCGUCUGCGGGGGAGAGGAGCAGGAAAGAGGUCGCCAAGAGGGAGGCGUGCCUGGCCAACCGACGGCGAGUGGAGCUCUUCAAGAAGAGGCUGUUGGAUCAAAUCCUCCACAGAAACCACCUCUGACCAGAGCGGAUGGAGGAUGGAUCGUCUCCACAAUCCCCC
This is a messenger RNA of Gadus chalcogrammus (walleye pollock), 846 nucleotides long. Its product is annotated as (E2-independent) E3 ubiquitin-conjugating enzyme FATS-like. Bases 1 to 807 code for a protein of 268 amino acids. The transcript has 8 exons. NCBI's taxonomy places the organism in Eukaryota, Metazoa, Chordata, Actinopteri, Gadiformes, Gadidae. The record is from RefSeq and is a predicted model, not a curated record.